Molecule: messenger RNA, 3673 nt
Organism: Cephus cinctus (wheat stem sawfly)
Lineage: Eukaryota; Metazoa; Arthropoda; Insecta; Hymenoptera; Cephidae
Gene: tkv
Product: bone morphogenetic protein receptor type-1B
Exons: 5
Coding region: 68-1600 (510 amino acids)
Biological process (GO): protein phosphorylation; BMP signaling pathway; cellular response to growth factor stimulus
Cellular component (GO): signaling receptor complex; plasma membrane
Molecular function (GO): ATP binding; SMAD binding; transforming growth factor beta receptor activity, type I
Source: RefSeq, a predicted model, not a curated record
CCUGCGCCUUGCGGCCUGACGCCGAGAAUCUACGUCACAGUGAAGUAUGUGCUCCCAAGUGUAGAAAAUGGCUGCGCUGUCCGCUAACCCAGGUCGGCGAUGUAAAUACGGCCUGUGGAUCGGCCUAGGAGUGCUAAUCGCCAGAACCACCGGUGCUCUGGGAAUAACUUGUUACUGCGACGGUGACUGCCCGGACGAUCGUCAGAAUGGAACCUGCGAAGGCAGGCCAGGAGCAUAUUGCUACACUGCUGUCAAAGAAGUACAGGAUACCGAAACUGGCGAAUAUGUUCCAGAAUGGGCGUUUGGCUGCUUACCACCGGGCGAACAGGGCCUCAUUCAAUGUAAGGGUUACCUAGUGCCCCAUUUUCAACGAAAAGGCAUAUCCUGUUGCAACAACACUGACUUGUGUAAUAAGGACAUGUUUCCGAUGUACAAACCAAGACCAACAGCAGCACCAGAUCCUAUAGCUAUUGCUUCUGGGGCCCCGUUGAUUGUCCUAGCAGCUUCUCUCUCGGUUUGCCUAAUAGUUUUCUGCGUGGCUAUGGUGAUCAUAUAUCACCGUUAUCGCAGGAAGGAACGAGGCCCUUGUUUAGUACCAUCUCAAGGCACGCUAAAAGAUCUUAUAGAUCAGAGCAGUGGCUCAGGUUCGGGACUACCUCUUCUUGUGCAGAGAACUAUAGCGAAACAGUUGGCUCUAUCGCAGUGUGUCGGUAGAGGCCGCUAUGGAGAAGUCUGGCUUGCAAGAUGGAGAGGAGAAAAGGUCGCUGUUAAAAUUUUCUUCACCCUAGAAGAAGCAUCGUGGUUUCGCGAGACGGAGAUAUAUCAAACCGUCCUGAUGAGGCAUGACAACAUCCUAGGCUUCAUUGCAGCCGAUAUCAAAGGAACUGGGUCAUGGACUCAGAUGCUUUUAAUCACGGACUAUCACGAGAGGGGAUCCCUUCAUGACUAUUUACAAACUACGAUACUCGAUCAUCCAGGUCUCUUGGCCAUUUGUUUGUCAAUAGCUUCUGGAAUUGCUCAUUUACACACUGAGAUCUUCGGAACCCAUGGGAAACCAGCGAUAGCUCAUCGUGAUAUAAAGAGUCGGAACAUCCUGGUGAAACGGAAUGGCGAGUGCGCUAUAGCAGACUUCGGACUUGCAGUACGAUUUAUAAGCGAGAGCGGGGAAAUUGACAUAGCUCCAAAUACGAGAGUGGGCACACGACGUUACAUGGCUCCUGAAGUCUUGGAUGAGAGUUUGAAUAACUCGUCAUUCGACGCUUUCAAAAUGGCAGAUAUGUACUCCGUUGGUCUCGUCUUAUGGGAAGUAUGCAGACGAUGUGCAACAGGGGGCAAAGUGUCUACGGCUGAACCUUAUGCGCUCCCGUACCACGACGUUGUACCUAGUGAUCCUGAUUUCGAGGCUAUGAGACUAGCUGUUUGCGUCAAGAGGUUACGACCCGUAGUACCAGCAAGAUGGGAAAAUGAUCCGGUCCUUUUUGCUUUGAGCAAGCUAAUGACCGAGUGCUGGCACGGGAAUCCAGUGGUGCGUUUGACUGCACUCCGAGUCAAGAAGACUAUGUCCAAACUGCACAUUGACAAUGCCAUAAAGAUCGUGUAGUGCUCGAAAGGAAAACGGACCCUUCAAACUGUUAUUUUUCUUCUCUAGUUGAAAGAUACUUCCCCUGUAAAUACAUGCCCUGGUGUACAAAGAGUCCAUGACACAGACUGCAGCCUAAAGACUGAGUACUGAAAUUUAUAAAUACAUGGUGAGCGAAUGUGUGUGUAUGAAUCGAUGUGAUGAUGUCCAAUGAGAGCGACCAAUUGCCAGUGCGAAUGCGAAUAUAAGUAUGAGUGUAGUCUUGCGACUUUCAGUUUUUGUUUUGUUUUCGAGCGAGACGUUAUGACGAUGGGGUUGUCGUGAUUCUGAAAAAAAUCAUCUUUUGGCACUUUGUUACUUUUUAUAACCGGACUACAUACUGAAAUAACUUGAACAUAUUGCCACUCUGAUGAAAGACUUCGAUAGUUAAAUUUAAAAGAUUUCGAUGAGUAUUUGAAAAAUGCAAACAAUUGCCUUUCGGAUUACUCUUUCAGUUUUGGGUUCAUUGUUGCCAAACUGAUGUUAAAAUUAUUGUUAACCAUGCAGAAUGUGCGCUGAAAUACACUUUGAUAAAGAAUGUUUGUCAGAAUCCUUCAGAGUUCACUUAAAAGAAACUGUCAAUCUUUUUUAGUUGAUUUUAUACAAACUACGCGAAGGUCGUGACAAAAUAGUUAUUUCGGAUGCACGUAACGGUCACUUGAUUGGACCAAUUGAUCGAGGUUCAUAACGAAUUGCGACAUUAACAUUUUGUUAAUUAAAUAAUAGAAAGGCUACUACUUAGAAACGUGUACGAUACAUUGUGGGAAUGUCAUAUCCCAAAAUAUUCAAGCCUAACUAGAGGAUUUAAAUCAAACCCAGCAUGACUGUUUCGUUUCCUAUUUUUUUUUGAACGAAGUACAUAUUACAUAACAAAAAAUCGCCUACUUUUUCGUCUUAGAAAUUUAUAAACACGAAAAUUUAAAAGUUCAAAUAAACUUCUUUCCUUUUCCAUUAAACCAUGAUAUAACACAUGCUGGUUUUGCUUUUCAAUUCCUCGUAUCCCCAAAUACAAUUAUUGUUAAUUAAUUACAUUUUUUCGAGUAUAUUAAUAUUAUUUUUAUCAGGAAACUUGAAUUGUUGCAGGAUGUUCACGGAUUUACAUAGUUUAUAGAAUACAGUGCUAUAUAGAUGCUUGUAAGUUUGGAACGAAUAGAAGAGAGAAUGUUUCUACGAUUAUUAUGAAAUAUCUACACAUUUGAAUGACAUUGAUAAGGCUAGUGUAAAAUAAAUUUCUUACAUAUUCGGUACUGCUGAAAAUUUAACAAUACCGAUAAAUAUUACUUACUGUUCAGCUCCAAAUUAAUCAUAAAAUUAACCCUUAACCGUGAAUGAGAAUUUCUCUCUCUCUCUCUCUCUCUCUCUCUCUCUCUCUCUCUCUCUCUCUCUCUCUUUCUUUCUUUCUCUGCAGAGGGGAUGGUCAGCUGUAUGCUGAGCCAAGUUUCCCACUCUAGUACCGGUAGCACGGCUGAGUACGAAUUUGUGGCGUUACAAUUUUUCCAUUUAUUUCAGGCACUAUAAGCAACUCUGUAUAUUACAUAGUACAGUAUAUAAUUUAUGUUUCUAAUCUGUAUAGAUGAGAGAUAUCGAUUUGGUAUUAAUUUGAUACCUAAAAAUGAUUUUAUAAAAUCGAUCGACAGUUUAAACCAAUACAUUUCACAAUAUCGUGAAAAUAUUCGACAAUAUCGCAAACAAAUACUAAGUCUCUAUUCUUUAAAAUAUAGGACAUAUUAAUAGUAAUAUACAUAUAUGUACUUGUAUAUUCAUCAACUAGAAAUUCUUUGCACAAUCACUAUUUUUUAUGCAUGAAUCAGACGCAGCGCAAUAAUUUAUAUAUAUUUACACAUCAAUUAUAAAAGUAUUCCAAGAUGAAGGACUCUCGAUCGUUUUCCUAAAAUCGUUAUGUUAUAGCAUACAGUUUUCGAAUGUUACACAUCGAAAACUAUUGUUAAAUAUUAUCCUAAUUCUUUACUAGGAAAAUCAAUUGUAACUAUAUUAUUAUAAAGUGUACCUAAUGGCUAUUUGAUUGAAAAUAAUGAAAUUUAUAUUUUUAACGAG